AUGAACUUCCUCCGGCGCCGCCUCUCUGACAGCAGCUUCGUGGCCAACUUGCCCAACGGCUACAUGAUGGACCUGCAACGUCCCAGCAGUUGCACCAGCUCCCCCGUUUCCCCAGCGAUGGAGAGAAGGCACCCACAGCCUCUGUCUGCCUCCUCUUCCUCCUCUGGCUCCAGCCUCUUCAGUUCCCUCUCUAGUGCCAUGAAGCAGACCACACAGGGAGCCUCGGGGAUGAUGGAGCCCCCAGCACCCCCUACACCCAUCAUCCAGAAACCCAAGAUCCUGUUGGUGGUGGAUGAUGCACAUACAGACUGGGCCAAAUAUUUCUAUGGAAAGAAGGUGAAUGGAGAGAUUGAGAUUCGAGUGGAACAGGCUGAAUUCUCAGAGCUGAAUCUGGCCUCCUAUGUAACCGGGGGCUGUAUGGUGGACAUGCAGGUCAUGAGGAAUGGGGCAAAAGUUGUAAGAUCAUUCAAGCCUGACUUUGUCCUGGUUCGGCAGCAUGCCUACAGCAUGACCCUGGCAGAGGAUUACCGAAGCCUGGUCAUUGGUCUCCAAUAUGGCGGACUCCCUAGUGUGAAUUCCUUGUAUUCCAUUUAUAACUUCUGCAGCAAGCCCUGGGUGUUCUCCCAGUUAAUUAAGAUCUUCAAUUCACUGGGUCCAGAGAAGUUUCCACUUGUAGAACAAACAUUUUUCCCCAACCACAAGCAAAUGCUCACAACUCCGACUUUUCCAGUGGUGGUUAAGAUGGGACAUGCUCAUGCUGGGAUGGGAAAGACCCUGGCCCUACCACACUGUACUGUGCAUGACUUUGAACAAGACAUUUCAUUUAACCUCUCUGUGGCUUCUCUGAGGACGUCUAUCUCAGGAAACUGGAAAGCCAAUACAGGCUCUGCCAUGUUGGAACAGGUGGCCAUGACUGAGAAGUAUAAGCUGUGGGUGGAUUCCUGUUCGGAGAUGUUUGGGGGCCUGGACAUCUGUGCCGUCAAAGCCGUCCACAGCAAAGAUGGGAGAGAUUACAUCAUUGAGUCUGGUGGUCCCCGUCUCAGAAUUAUGGUUCUAAAUGCAUAA
Molecule: messenger RNA, 1065 nt
Organism: Gracilinanus agilis (Agile Gracile Mouse Opossum)
Lineage: Eukaryota; Metazoa; Chordata; Mammalia; Didelphimorphia; Didelphidae
Gene: SYN3
Product: synapsin III
Exons: 10
Coding region: 1-1065 (354 amino acids)
Biological process (GO): neurotransmitter secretion
Cellular component (GO): synaptic vesicle membrane; synaptic vesicle
Molecular function (GO): ATP binding
Source: RefSeq, a predicted model, not a curated record